UCUGAGCAAAUAAAUAGGAGUAGAUCGCUCUGCAGUCCCCACACCUCGCCUCAACAAUCCUUCAGUCCUCCUGCUCCUACUGAAAGGAAAGCUUAAUUCAAAAUGAAAUUCCUCCUGCCCUUUGCCUUUUUCCUUGGGACAGUUUUCUGUGCCCCCCAUGACAUGUACAUGGAGUUUGACAUCCGUCACGCUCCAGCUGAGGCAGCCCAAGCAAUCCCUGCUGGAGUCCCUGCUGGCAGGUUGGAAGUUCUCCUCCCGGUUGAUGCCCAGAGACAUCUUAUUGGAGGACCGGUCCGUGGUUUCAUCAAACAAGAGAUCCCACAGCCAAAUGGUCAAGAUGAGGAGGUGUUCUACCCAUUUGGAUUCAACCAACCUGCCCCUGCCGCUGCUGCCCCUGAUGCUGCUGCUGACCCUGCCCCGGCUGCCCCAGCUGCCCCUGCUGCCCCAGCUGCCCCUGCUGCCCCAGCUGCCCCUGCGGCCCCUGCUGCCCCUGUUGUCGCUGUUGUACCAGUCGUUGCAGCAGCUCCCCCUGCUCCUACCGGUGAUGAUGAUGAUGACGAUGACUAAAACAUCUGCGUCAGCAGGAUCUGGAGAUCAAAGAAAAAAGGCCAACCACAUCCCUCAACCAACAAUGACCAACCUGUGCUGGUAUCACUUUCCUAAAGUACACUGUUAAAAAUGUAACCUUGGUGCUAUGCUUUAUGAAAGAAAAAUAAUUUGUGCUGAAACGAAAAUAUGAUGCUUUGCAAGGCAAUACUGUAUGAGUGCAACUUCUUGAUGUGUGUUUCCUGAAUCUUGUUGCUGUUACUUUGCUUCAAAAUAAAGAAAAAUAACUCAUCA
Sphaeramia orbicularis (orbiculate cardinalfish) is the source of this 840-nucleotide messenger RNA. It is a transcript of the gene scpp7, whose product is annotated as secretory calcium-binding phosphoprotein 7. The record is from RefSeq and is a predicted model, not a curated record. The transcript is spliced from 9 exons. Bases 103 to 567 code for a protein of 154 amino acids. NCBI's taxonomy places the organism in Eukaryota, Metazoa, Chordata, Actinopteri, Kurtiformes, Apogonidae.